Messenger RNA from Heterocephalus glaber (naked mole-rat), 3913 nucleotides. It is a transcript of the gene Nfya, whose product is annotated as nuclear transcription factor Y subunit alpha. The record is from RefSeq and is a predicted model, not a curated record. Gene Ontology annotation, molecular function: DNA-binding transcription factor activity; DNA binding. Gene Ontology annotation, cellular component: CCAAT-binding factor complex. NCBI's taxonomy places the organism in Eukaryota, Metazoa, Chordata, Mammalia, Rodentia, Bathyergidae. Gene Ontology annotation, biological process: regulation of DNA-templated transcription.
CCGUCGGGCCCGGGAGCCGAGCAGGUCCUCGCCGAGCACGGCAGCGGGCGGCCGGGGCCUGGGGCCUCCAGGCGUCUGGCCUCGCGGGACGGCGCCCACGGGAGGUUUUUCGGGGCCUGGGCCCUGGCAGAGCGCUGCUGCGGGCCGGUGGCGGCCGACCCUAGGCCCAGCUUCAAGCCCCGCGCCCGAGGGUGUAGAGCUCACCGGCCCGAGCGCCCUCCACGCACGCGCGCCUCGGCCUCGGCCUUGGGUCGGGAAGGGGGCCCGCGCCCGGCCUGCGCGGCGGGGCCUGUGUUCCCCCACCCCGUCCCGGUCGGGACCGCCCCGCCUGCCCGGUGACCCCCGCCGUCAUUUCCUCCUCCCGCGCCUGAGCCCGCCGAGCUCUCCUUCCUGCUCGCCCGCCCGCCCGGCCUCUGGCUCUGCGCCUCGGCCGCAGUGCAUACUCCGUGCGCGCUCUCCCGGGAACCCACCGAUUCGUCUCCCUUUCACUUUUGUCACUUUGCAGGGUUCGGCCUGACCCAUUAGCUCAGUCCACGCGUCUCUUGCCUCCUCCCUUUUCCCCUUUCUGACCCCCUGCUAACCUUCGUUUGGAGCGUGCUUAGAAACUGGAGUAUUGCGUGGCUUGUGAGGGUGAGGGGAAGUGGCCCUUGGCAUCUCAUUACUGAACAGUUUGCUGUGCCCCGCAGCCCCUUUGUGCCGAGGAGGGAGUGGGCUGAGAACCACCCAAGCCGAGCCCACUGUGGAUGCUGGGUGGGUGUUCCGGUCCACUCCGGAGAAUUCUGUGGCCCCAGCUGGCAACGGCCUGGGUCAUUUUCUCCACCACAGUGGUGGAGGCCUUGCAACAUGAGAUUUUUUCGGAUAGAAUAGAUGAGCAUGGUUUGGAGAGAAAAGCAUUCUUAGGAGCCCCAGAUGGCGGUGUGUAUUUGAGACAGGCGCAGUAGGUAGGGAAGUGGGCGGUGGUAUUGAGAGUUUAGGCGGGAAAGCCCAAUUGGUAAAUACACUUGGAGGUCUUCCAAGGGAUGGGGGGGGGGGGGGCAGUUUUAUCUGGAGGUGCAGAGAGAGGGGAUCUAGAAUUAAAUAGAGAGAUGUAGAUAUAUUUUUCCCUAAGGUUAAAAAAAACUGGUUUGAUUUGUGGAAUCAGCUUCCUAAUAGUAGUUAACUUCUUGGAGAGGAAAAAAAGAGGGGUUUUUUCCUCCAAAGAGACCAAAAAUGGUUUUUAUUGAGAUGAAGCAUCUGUUGCAAUCCUUGACACACCUUCAAUAUGUAAAGUGCCCCUUUUUCAAGGUCCUGUUUGCAGAGUUCAUGUGAAUGGCAGGUUUGAAAAAAUGUCUGCUGUCUGCUCUUGCCACUACUGAAAUGCUUUGCACUUUUUGGGAAAGGCUUUUUCUUUAAAUUGUUUUCAAAAUCCACUUAAUUCUCACAUUUUUGUAGUAAUAAAUGAGGUAGGGUGGGUUUGUUUCUUAAACAGGGUCUCACUAUGCAGUUCCGACCGGCCUUGAACUCACUAUAGCCCAGGCUGGUCUGGGACUCAAAGCAAUCCUCCUGCAUGCUGGGAUUACAGACGUGCUCCACCAUGCCCAGCUCAUUGUAGUAUUUUACAAUUGUUAUAUAUGGUCCCCUCGGAACCACCAAAUAACUUUUGCAAAACGUCUUUGUAAAAGGCAGUCGUCCAUCUCUACAGCCUACUCCUGUCUGCAGAAGAAUUCUGUUGCCUGCCAUUUUAAGGGACAAUAUCGAGAUCUGUCACUUUUCUAGCCCUGAGGCCUUUGUGCUCUUCAUAUGCUGAAAUUUUUCUGUUGUUAUUUUUAUGCUCUCCUUUUGGGGUACUUCACUCCCUCCACACUUCUUGUCACACUUCACACCAGUUCAUGUGGCACCAGUUCCUGCUGUGGUUUAUCUGUGGGUGUAAUAAAUCUGCCCUCCAAAUUCCCGUGUACUUUCUCUUGUAGAAUCCUAGUAUAGGUUUUUACUUUUUUACAAAACUUAGACUCUUUGAAGUUAGAAUCUUCAUCAGUUUCCUGUUUUGUUUUGUUUUUUGACACAAAAUCUUGCGAAGUAGUUCAGGCUGGCCUUGAGCUCACUGUGCAGCCCAGGCUGGUGAUCCGAGUGCUGGGAUUACAGAUCUGGGACCAUGCAACUUCUGGCUCAUCCUCAAAGUCGAAAUGACUGUGAAAGCCUCGCUAAUAGGCACAUCUCCAGCAGGAGCUCGCUGUGCAGAGGCCUCUGACGAAGAGGCACCAUGGAGCAGUACACGGCCAGCAGCAAUAGCUCCACGGAGCAGAUUGUCGUGCAGGCCGGACAGAUCCAGCAGCAGCAGCAGGGUGGUGUCACUGCUGUCCAGUUGCAGACUGAGGCCCAGGUGGCAUCCGCCUCAGGCCAGCAAGUCCAGACCCUCCAGGUAGUCCAGGGCCAACCAUUAAUGGUGCAAGUCAGUGGAGGCCAGUUGAUCACAUCGACCGGCCAGCCCAUCAUGGUCCAGGCCGUCCCUGGGGGACAAGGCCAAACCAUCAUGCAAGUACCUGUGUCUGGGACACAGAGUCUGCAGCAGAUCCAGUUGGUCCCACCUGGGCAGAUUCAGAUCCAGGGUGGGCAAGCUGUGCAGGUGCAGGGCCAGCAGGGCCAGACCCAGCAAAUCAUCAUCCAGCAGCCCCAGACGGCGGUCACGGCAGGUCAGACCCAGACCCAGCAGCAGAUCGCCGUCCAGGGGCAGCAAGUGGCUCAGACUGCCGAAGGGCAGACCAUUGUCUAUCAGCCAGUCAACGCAGAUGGCACCAUUCUGCAGCAAGUCACAGUCCCUGUUUCAGGCAUGAUCACCAUCCCAGCAGCCAGUCUGGCAGGAGCACAGAUUGUACAGACAGGAGCCAACACCAACACGACCAGCAGUGGCCAAGGAACUGUCACCGUGACACUGCCGGUGGCAGGCAACGUGGUCAACUCAGGAGGAAUGGUCAUGAUGGUGCCUGGAGCUGGCUCUGUGCCUGCUAUCCAGAGAAUCCCGCUGCCUGGGGCGGAGAUGCUCGAGGAAGAGCCCCUCUAUGUGAACGCCAAGCAGUACCACCGUAUUCUGAAGAGAAGGCAGGCCCGAGCUAAGCUAGAGGCAGAAGGGAAAAUUCCAAAGGAAAGAAGGAAAUACCUACACGAGUCCCGGCACCGUCAUGCCAUGGCCCGGAAACGUGGUGAAGGUGGGCGCUUCUUCUCUCCCAAGGAAAAAGACAGUCCCCACAUGCAGGAUGCAAACCAAGCUGACGAAGAAGCGAUGACGCAGAUCAUCCGAGUGUCCUAACCCCACUCAGGCGACACAAUGGAGCUGAUCAAGGUCGUGUUCCUUGCCUUUCCCACUGUUCCAGGAAAGUGAUCAACUCUUCCGAUGGGACACUAACGAUCAUAUGCUGCCCUUUCCUACAGGACAGAAACCACUUAGUUUUUAAUAAGUGGCUCGGUAUUACAAUUGCAGCAGUGUCUGGGAAAUUGAAGUUGCCAGCCUUUGUCUCACCCUUUCAGUCAGGACCUGCUUCCAGCUGUUGAAGCCAUUGACAUUUCAUGAAUUACAAUGAUAGAAGGAGACAGUUGCCGGCCCAGCGGUACACAAGCACUUACGUGAGCUAGCGGAGCCAGCCAGCCAUCUCUGCAGAGAAGAGCGCCCUUCUGCACCAGACUGUGACGGGGGAGCCAAAGUCCUCUCCUUCCCCGGACUCUAGAUGCACCCCCUCCCCCAGGGGGAUCUCAGGCUGACUGAUUGAAUGAAUAGACACUUCGAAGUCAGAGAUGGCUUCCCACAAGGAAGCUCCAGAUUGUGACAGAAACAAUAAAUUGUUGGAGUUAACAGUCACCUGCUCCGUGGUAGUAAGAAUCUCUAUCUGCCCAGAUGUUGGGUUGAUGUUUAAGACACAGCACCUAAACAUAUUGUGGAUUU